Molecule: messenger RNA, 3302 nt
Organism: Pecten maximus
Lineage: Eukaryota; Metazoa; Mollusca; Bivalvia; Pectinida; Pectinidae
Product: cysteine sulfinic acid decarboxylase-like
Exons: 14
Biological process (GO): carboxylic acid metabolic process
Cellular component (GO): cytoplasm
Molecular function (GO): carboxy-lyase activity; pyridoxal phosphate binding
Source: RefSeq, a predicted model, not a curated record
UUCGGAGGAUACAACAGGCGUAUCAACCGUGUGUGAACAUUGGACCAGGAAGUUCCAUGUUAAGGUGCGCGAUACCUGACACCACCCAAAAGGAAAACACAACAUACCGCUCAGCCGAGCAACCCACAGCGUAUUGAGAACACGGAAAAUAGAGUGCCCCGAACUGAAAUCUUGAUCCCUGAUCGCUUCUCAUUUCAUCGCCACACACAAAGGGUGCUGUAUCACGAUGUCUCUUUCAAACGAAGCCCCAACGAGCAAUUUUUCAAAUGGAACUUCUAAAGGUUGUGUCUUCAAUAAUGCGGCUAAUGGAACCGCUAAUGGCAUAACGAUACAGAAUGGAAGUACUUCUGCAACAAAUGGGCAUGGUUCUACAAAAACUCAGUAUGGUUUUCUACAGCCCCUGGUAGACCUCAUGGUUACAAAAGUGCUUGAAGAAUCCACAAGCAGAGACAGCAGAGUAGUUGAAUUCAAACAUCCAAAGGAACUAGAAGACCUGAUGGAUCUGUCACUAAACAAAUCUACAUCAGACGAACACUUGAUGGAAAUAUGCAAUGAUGUCAUUAGAUAUAGCGUUAAAACUGGUCACCCUAGGUUCUUCAAUCAGCUGUUUGGAGGGUUAGAUCAGUACAGUUUGGGUGGAGCAUGGCUGACAGAAACCCUCAACACUAGUCAGUACACGUAUGAAGUGGCACCUGUUUUCACUCUUAUGGAGAAAACUGUGCUGAACAAGAUGCUUAAUCUAGCAGGCUUCCAAGAUGGAGAUGCCAUUUUCUGUCCAGGUGGUUCCGUGUCCAACAUGUUUGCCCUUAACUUGGCCCGAUACCAGCGAUGGCCGGAAGUGAAGCGACAAGGAAUGCACAAUUUACCAAGAUUGUGUAUCUUAACGUCAGAGAAAGCUCACUACUCACUGAAGAAGGGUGCGGCUUUCAUUGGUAUAGGAGUAGACAACGUAUUCCCCGUUAAGGCUGACAGUAAGGGCCGUAUGAUGCCGUCAGCUCUGGAAGAAAGGAUCAUGGAAUUAAAGGCAGAGGGCUAUGAACCAUACGUUGUAAAUGCCACGUCCGGGACGACAGUUUUUGGGGCAUAUGAUCCUCUGGACGACAUCGCCAAUAUCUGCCAAAAGUUUGGUAUCUGGAUGCACGUGGAUGCUGCCUGGGGAGGUGGUGUUCUGUUGUCGAAGAAAUACAGGUCUCUGAUGAAAGGCAUCGAAAGGGCCGACUCUUUGACAUGGAAUCCCCACAAAAUGAUGGGACCCCCACUUCAGUGUUCAGCCUUCCUCACCAAACACAAGGUUAGUUGAAAAAUCUACUUGCCUGAGUGCCACUCAGCACAGGCCACCUACCUAUUCCAACAGGACAAGUUUUAUGAUGUGUCGUACGAUACUGGUGACAAAUCCAUCCAGUGUGGUCGCAAAGUGGAUGUCCUCAAGGUCUGGCUGCUAUGGAAGGCCAAGGGCGACAUUCAAUUUGAGAAGGACAUCGACAACAUAAUGGAAUGUGCAAAGUAUCUAGCGGAACUUGUUAACGAACGUGAUGGCUUCAGGAUAUUGAUAAAGGAGCCGGAGUGUACGAAUGUGUGUUUCUGGUACAUCCCUCCAAGUAUGCGUGACCAACCUGAGGACCAGGAGUGGAACGAACGGCUGUCCAAGGUUGCACCUAUAAUCAAGGAGCGCAUGACGAUGAGUGGGACGAUGCUGAUUGGUUACCAACCAGAUGGAAAUACCGUCAACUUCUUCAGGAUGAUAGUGUCAAACCUAGGGGUUACAAAGGAAGACAUGUUGUUUGUAGUCGAUGAAAUAGAACGUCUUGGCAAAGACCUCUGAUGACAUUUAAGGACCAUGUGAACACCAUAUUUCAGUUGUCAAAAAGUUGUGAAAAUUCAAAUCAUUCUAUUUUACAGAUAUCAGAAGCAAAAACUGUUCUUGGUGAAUUUGCAAUUGUCUUAAUUACAAAAUCAUUAUCGAAAUAGCUUAAUAUUGUACUGAGCAGUUUUCAGUAACGGGAACAGCACUUCAUCAGAUUUGUUUCUAAAGCUGAGUAUUUGAUAACUGCCACAGUUCCCCCUCUCUACUGUCAAGAACAUUUGGACUCAUGAGUAGUACUAAUAAUAAGUAAGGAGAAAAAUAUCCUGUCAACCAUGUAUUUGCGAAUGGUUUGCUUUUAACAUGGUUUGACGAAAUCAUAACAGCCAGUGUUAUAUGAGGUUGUUUCAGAAGUGCAAACGCUUUAUUGUACAUAGACAAUAACAACAUUAUAAGAUGCGGGUGCCUCCAAACAGCAAGAGACAGCGAAGGCCUUAUUUCCCUAAUGUAUCAUUAUUUUACCCCUGGAACAUCCCAAGGACUCUUAAAAGAGUGUUUCUAAUGUAUUCUUUUGAUUAUAAUAUUUUUUUAUUGCAACAUAACAAUUGUUGAUAAAAAUCAAUAUAAAAUGUCUCAAUAUACACCUUUUCUAAUUGAUAUCAAAGCCAUUUUAUAAUUCAUUUUUAAAGUAUAUUUUCCCAUACGAGCUGUAUACUUGCCGUCAGCCGAAACAUUUCCUAACAGUGUGGUUUAUAGGUACGCAAUGGUUUUCUCUUAACAUGCAAGUAACAUAUAUCAGAGAAGUUUUGAAUCAUAUCUCCUUAUUUCCUCCACGGGAAAUAGAUAUCUAAUGACAUUUUUUAUACAUUUAUUUGGCAUGUUAUCGAAUCCUAGUACUCUUUUCUAUCAGGAUAUUGAAAUAAGAUAUGUAUUAUAGUUCUAUUCUCAUAUACAUACCGAAAAGUUGAAUAAGUGCUAUUUUCUACAUUUAUCAGCUAGGUUUUUUUUUUGCAAAAUCAUUUUUAGAUUUCAGAUGUUACAAUAAAAAAUAUAUUGUUUCAACAACGGCUUAUUGUUGUAUAUGGUAAUACCAUAGUUCUUUUUAACAUUGCCUUAUUUUUGGGUUUGAUAAUAUGUUACCUAAUCAUUGAGCAUAGUUAAUUUGUGCCUGUCGGCUUUCCAAACCUGCUUUUCUCAACCGAUCUCUAAAAUGAUUAUUGUCUGGAGCCACUCGUGUAUCGUAGACGUAUCUAUAGAUAAGUUUGGAUGGAGCCAUAGGGAUGAGGACGAUCAUAAAACUACCCCAUCCUUUUUUCAUUGAGACAUGUUUCUCCCAAAGCAGCCGACAUUUAGUCGUGUUAUCGGGUACAAACAUUUGAAUGUCGAAGCAGCUUCAAUAUGUAGUAUUACGUUGGUUGAUCACUGGUUUAUAGCCAAAAUAUUUAUUUGCUUUCGAUUAUCAAUUCUUGAUGUUAUUUCCUGCCGACUGUAAUCCAUAUCA